AUGUUAAUCAAACUAUUAAAAUAUUAUUCAUUAUCUCUAGUAGUUUCUGUAAAACGUUCAGCUACUAUUCAAUCUGGCGUUAAUUUAAGUUAUCAAAUGGAACUAUUAAACGAUAAUAAACAAUUUAAAAAGGCACUCGAAUUAUUUGAAGACCAUACGAAGAAUAGUACUAAAACAUUUUCAAGCUCCAUCAUUACACAAGCUUUAAAAGCAUGUACUCAUCUAGGAGAUCUUGAACGUGGAAAGACUAUUCAUCAACUUAUUUCAUCACGUACAAAAGAUGAUUUUUAUAUAACGACAUCAUUAAUUCAUCUCUAUAUGCAAUGUUAUGAUCUGGCAUCUGCUGAAUUAUUAUUUGAUACAACAGCAAAAAAAAAAUUAUCAAUAUAUGGAGCGAUGAUGAAAGGUUAUAUAAAAAAUAAGCAAGCAAAGAAAGCAAUUGAUCUUUUCAAUCAAAUUGAUAAACCCGAUGAAAUAACUAUCAAUCUCUUUUUCAAUGCUUGUGCACAAUUAGGAACUCCAGAAGCACUAAAUUUAGUAAAUCAAGUCUCAAACAAAAUUCCAAAAUUAUUUUAUUCAAAUUCGAUUCUUAUUGCUUCACUCUUAGAUGCAUUAAUGAAAUGUGGUGAUGUUAAACAUGCAGAAUUAUUAUUCGAUAAAUCAAAAAUUAGAGUACUAUCAAUGUAUGGAGCAAUGAUGAAAGGUUAUAUAAAAAAUAAUAAAGCAAAGAAAGCAAUUGAUCUUUUCGAUCAAAUUAAAAAUCCUAAUGAAGUUGUUUUCAUUCUGUUAUUUAAUGCUUGUGCUCAAUUAAGAACUUUGGAAGCACUAAAUCUAGUGAAACAAAUUUCUUCAGAAAUUCCGAAAUCAUUUCAUUCAAAUUCGUCUCUUAUAACUUCACUCUUAGAUGCAUUAAUGAAAUGUGGCGAUGUUCAACAUGCAGAAUCAUUAUUCGAUAAAUCAAAAAUUAAAGUACCAUCAAUGUACGGUGCAAUGAUGAAAGGUUAUAUUCAAAAUAAUAAAGCAAAGAAAGCAAUUGAUCUUUUUAGUCAAAUUAAAAAUCCUAAUGAUAUUAUUAUAAAUCUCUUAUUUAAUGCUUGUGCACAAUUAGGAACUCCAGAAGCAUUAAAUUUAGUAAACCGAGUUUCAAACACAAUUCAAAAAUUGUUUCAUUCAAAUUCAAUUCUUAUAACUUCACUCUUAGAUGCAUUAAUGAAAUGUGGUGAUGUUAAACAUGCAAAAUCAUUGUUUGAUAAAACAACAAAUAAAAUAUUACCAAUGUAUGGAGCAAUGAUGAAUGGAUUUAAUUUGGAAAAUAAUCCAGAAGAAACAUUAAAUUUAUUUAAUAAAAUGAAAGUUGAUAAUAUUGAAGGAAGUAUAGUUGUUUUCCUUUGUGUUAUCAAAGCUUUAUCACAAAUCGGUGAUUAUAGUUUAUGCCAAUCGAUUAUUAAACAGAUUCCCAAUAGUUUUUUUGUUAAUACUGAAAUUCAGUAUGCAUUAAUUGAUAUGUGGGGAAAAUCUGGUCAUGUGGAUCUUGCAAAAGAGAUUUUUGAAAAACUUUCACAACCAAAUCAGGUCGAAUACACAAACAUGAUUAAUGGUUAUGGUUUAAAUGGAAUGGGUAUCCGAGCUAUUGAACUAUAUUAUAAGAUGCCAAAAGAAUUUCUGGAUGAUGCGAUAUAUGUUUGUAUUUUAAAUGCUUGUUCACAUUCAGGACUUGUUCAAGAAGCUCGUUCAAUUUUCGAAAGUAUUGAAAUGAAAACUGAGAAAGUUUAUGGUGUUAUGAUUGAUUGUCUGAGCCGUGCAUCGCUUUUUGAUGAAGCUGAAAAAGUAAUUGAUGAAUAUGAAUAUGAUCAUUCACCAUCAUCAUCCAUGUAUAUGGCAGUAUUAUCAGGUGCAAGAAAUAUUAAAAAUGCUGGCUUAUCACAAAAGACAUACGACCAUAUGAAGAAACUUUUCUCUCAAUCAACAAAUCCUUUAACGUCAGCUGCAGUUCUUCUUGCAAAUACUUAUGCAUCAUCAGGUGAUAUUGAAAAAGCAUCGAAUAUUCGAAAUGAAUUACACAAAUCAGGUCAAAAGAAAAAAAUGGGUCUCACAUCGACUGUAGUCAAUGGAGAAUUCUAUGUAAGUCUACAAUUACAAUAA
Molecule: messenger RNA, 2142 nt
Organism: Adineta steineri
Lineage: Eukaryota; Metazoa; Rotifera; Eurotatoria; Adinetida; Adinetidae
Source: the annotation of a GenBank genome assembly